This is a messenger RNA of Mollisia scopiformis, 2140 nucleotides long. Its product is annotated as ATP-dependent RNA helicase mrh4, mitochondrial. Lineage: Eukaryota; Fungi; Ascomycota; Leotiomycetes; Helotiales; Mollisiaceae. The record is from RefSeq and is a predicted model, not a curated record. Gene Ontology annotation, molecular function: nucleic acid binding; ATP binding. Bases 48 to 1895 code for a protein of 615 amino acids. The transcript is spliced from 2 exons.
AAUACAUCGCCGGUCGAACAUGCGAUAGCACAGACUGACUCUCUACAAUGCUCCGGCCGACAACCUCAAAAUGCUUGCUCUGUUCCUUCAGAGCAACGCAGAAGACGGGACUUUCCGUCUUUCAAUGGCCUAUUCAGCAGACGGCAGGCUUGCAGAUGAAGCACAAGCCCAAUAGGGACAAUGGAAGACCUUCGCGAAUGUCCCUCUCUCCAGCAAGAACAGUCGAAUCCUCGAACUCGAAAUCUGGCCAGGAGAAACCUGCAAGGCGGCGACAAGAUGGUCCAUUUGGAGGCAUGAAUUUGAAGGUUGCUGGCAUACGAGGAGUUCCAGAGGGUGGCAGGACCGAGAGAAAAGAUGGGAAGAAAGAACGAGGAUUCAAAGCCUUGAAGAUGCAGCGUGCAUUAGCACCGGUCUCAUACGAUCAGCGCGUGAAAAUCAGAGCUCGAAUUGCUCAAGUGGAUUCCUUUGACAACUUCGACCUCCUCGAAUCCGUCAAGAAGUCAAUACUUACACAAGCCUUGCAGGGGAUGGACGAUCUUACUCCUACACCAGUGCAGAAGAUUGCUAUACCAGCUCUGCUAGAGGAGAAAGCAGCACGAAGAAGCAAGAAAGCUGGAAUGGAGCAAUUCCUCAUUGCAGCGGAGACGGGGUCUGGAAAGACGCUUUCUUAUUUGGUUCCUACAAUCCACGCUAUCAAAAUUGCUGAGGCAGAGGACGCAGAAGUGGAAGAAUAUGAGAAAGCGCUACAAGAAGAGAAGAGACGACAGAACGAUUUAACUCUGGUAUCGCCUCCCCUGUCAAACAUGCCACAUCCAACUACAGGUCGACCACGAGCUGUCAUACUCGUGCCUACUUCCGAAUUGGUUACGCAAGUGGGAAAUCUUGUGAAAUCUUUUGGACAUACAGUCAAGUAUCGUUCUGGCAUGAUAUCUGCUCAAUUUAGUGGAACCGUGAUUAGGAAUCGCUUGUUUUCCCCUAAAGGCAUCGACAUUGUGAUAUCGACCCCACAUCUGCUUGCAUCCAUUGCAGACUCCGACCCAAAUAUCCUAUCUCGAGUCACACAUCUCAUCAUUGAUGAGGCUGACUCAUUGAUGGAUCGCGGCUUUGCCCCUUUGACAUCUUCGAUCAUUGAUCGAUCAACGCCAUCUCUAAAGCAACUCAUUCUCUGUUCGGCAACCAUUCCUCGAAGUCUUGACGGAUACCUACGAAAACGAUUUCCAGAAAUUCGACGCCUGGUGACACCGAAUUUACAUGCAAUCCCUCGUCGUGUCCAGCUUGGUGUUGUGGAUGUUGAGAAACUGCCCUAUCAUGGAAAGAAGGAUCUUGCCUGUGCAGAUACCAUCUGGUCUAUUGGCAAAGCUGCUGCUGAUCAUGACGGCCCUGUGAAGGGAGUGAUGGAUGUGAAGAGGAUUCUCGUCUUUGUCAAUGAACGAGAGAAGACUGAAGAAGUUGCCAGCUAUCUUGUGUCAAAGGGCAUUGACGCUAUUGCACUAAAUCGAGAUACUUCGGAUCACAGACAAUCGGAGAUGUUGGCAUCAUUUACAACCUCAACUCCACUUACUACCGCGAAAGAUUCUCAUCCAGGAUCUCUCUCAGACAACCAGCCAAAUUAUGUUCCACUUGGGCAGGAAGCCCCGCCUGUUAAACGUCGCCUGCCCAACGUCAAGGUCGUCGUCACUACAGACUUGGGGUCUAGAGGUAUUGACACGCUUGCAGUGAGGCAUGUCAUUUUGUAUGAUGUACCACAUUCAACCAUAGAUUUCAUUCAUAGACUGGGACGGACUGGGAGAAUGGGUAGACGAGGAAGAGGUAUUGUACUGGUUGGAAAGAACGAUAGAAGAGAUGUCGUUGCGGAAGUCAAGGAGGGUAUGUUCAAGGGACAAGCCCUCAUCUAGAAUUCCUCUCUAGCGUCUGCGAUGCGUAUGUAUAUGUAUGAUAAUGUACAAAAUGACAUCAAGAGCAUCCCCUGGAAGCAGCGACUGCAUUGAAGGCCGUGUCUUACUGCGCGGUUACUCCCGAUCGAAGCAUUCCAGGGCCGAAGAACAUUCCGGUGAGCAACAAGCUUCAUUCUUGACAAUUGUCAACAAAGCUCCACGAUUUCUGCAGCGAUUUUUCUGAGCAAAUUAUGAGAAUGGCCUGG